Molecule: messenger RNA, 2931 nt
Organism: Phyllostomus discolor (pale spear-nosed bat)
Lineage: Eukaryota; Metazoa; Chordata; Mammalia; Chiroptera; Phyllostomidae
Gene: PERM1
Product: PPARGC1 and ESRR induced regulator, muscle 1
Exons: 3
Coding region: 419-2641 (740 amino acids)
Biological process (GO): regulation of DNA-templated transcription; response to muscle activity
Cellular component (GO): nucleus; cytoplasm
Source: RefSeq, a predicted model, not a curated record
CAGGGCUGGCCCUCGUGAGGUGGGCUUUGCCGUGUGAAGUCGGCCUGUUUGAGGGAAGGCUGCAGGGGAGGCUGACCCGGCUGAGCAAACGACGCUUGAAGAUGUGAAGGAAAGGGAAGGAAAGCCGCUUCCCGGGCCGAAAACCCGGACACGAGGGUCCCGUCUCUCAGUGCGCCUCGGCGGUCCGGAGCCGUGUUCCGCGGGAGGAGCGUGACAACGGGCCGACGUCGCCACCCGGGGUCAGUUUGGCAGCAGGGACCGUGGGGCUGCGGACACUCGGCCACCGGAGGCAGCGGCCAGCUUGCCCCUGCACCCGGCUGGGCCUCUGUGCAGGACGGAGAUGCUGGCGCAGCGCCCAGCCAGGGCGGGGCUGUGAGGACCCUGAGCUCGGCCACGCACCUGCCCCUGCUGACCCGAAAUGGACAACUUCCAGUACAGCGUCCAGCUGAGCGACCAGGACUGGGCUGAGUUCUCGGCCGCCGCCGAGGAGUGCGGCCUCCUGCAGGCCGGCCUGGCCUCUGGGGAUGAGCUUCUGUCCAGUGACAUUGACCAAGGGGACAGCAGUGGCAGCAGUCCCCCUGGGCCCCAGCCCCUCCUUGGGGAGAGUGGCUGGCGUGGCUUCAAGGAGGAGGACCAGGCAGCCCCGCGGCAGCUGGUCAGCAGGUCUUGGCAAGAGCCCGUCCUGGCCCCAGGGGCCGGUCAGCAGAUGCCCGGCACGUCAGCGAGGUCAGAAGCCCGGCCGUCCCUCAGCUCUGGCGCUGCCCCUCCUGGCCAGAGCACGUCCCUCCAAGGGCCAGAAUCUUCCGGAGACGAGAUGCAGAGGCUUCUGCAGGGGCCGGCCCCCCGGGACCCUCCCCCUAAGCCCCCCGGGGAGCCUCCCCCGAGCCCUGAGCCACCCGGCCACGGCUCUGCACCGCAGAGGCCUCCCGGCAGCCCCGGAGCCCCGCCCCGCAGCCCCAGCCGAAAGAAGAGACGUGCUGCGGGUGCCAAGGGGGGUGGGCGCUCAGGGGCCGCGGGCCCCGCAUCCCCCCGGCUGGCCUCCCGGCUGCCCACGGAGGCCAGGCCCGAGGAGGACCUCGGCCCAGCCGGGACCACGGGGAAGGGACCCUCGGCUGGGACAGCGGCCCAGAUGACGGGCGCCCAGCAGGACAGGCUGGGGCCAGAGACGGCGGCGGGAGCCGCUGAGCCGGUGGCCAGGCCUGGGCCGGGGCUGGACCUGCCCACGCCCCUCCCCACUGCCGAGCGAGCUGCGGACCCCCUCAGGACGGCCCCCGGAGCUGACCCACGCCCUGUGUCCACCCCGGCCCAGGGGCCUUGCCCAGACGUCUCCACAGCCGAGCCCGACACCGCUCUGUCCGGAACGGCCUCCGGGCUCCAUCCCGGCGCGACUGCGUCUGUGCCUGCCUGCGAGCCUCGGCUGGACGCGCGCCGGCCCGCGUCGGGCCCAGAGGCCAUGCCGGGGGUGGACUCGUGCGCACCCGUCCGAAGGGCGCAGCCUGAAGUGGACGUGGACGUGGACGUGCCUGCGGCCGCCCCCAUUCCCCAGGCCGGGCCUGACCUGGAGGGGGCAGGGGCCGCCCCGCCGGCCAAGCUGCCCUUGGGCUCUGCUGAGUCUUCAGGGGGGCACCAAGAGAAGCCCCCGGGGGAGCCCUCGGCAGACGCCCCGGGACUCCCCUCGGAGGAGCCCUCCCCGGGGCCCGCCCAAGCUGCCAAGAAGAAGAAAGUGCGGUUCUCAGUGGCUGUGCCCGGCCCCGAGGAGCCGGGCUCAGGAGAGGACCUGAGACCCCUCUCACCACCCCCAGCCUGGUCCUCAGGCCCCCGGACGGCUGCGGGGGGCCGUGGGGGGCCCGGAGCUUGGGACGCAGUGGCGGUGGGGCCCCGGUCCCCGCAGUCUCGGAUCCUGAAGCACCUGCCCCCCGCCGCCCCCUCGGCCUCUGAGGGCCUCGGGUACAGGAGCUGCUUUGCGGUGACCGUCCCAGAAGCCUAUGAGUUCUUCUUCUGUGACACUAUCGAGGAGGAGGAUGAAGAUGCUGAGGAGGCAGCAGAGGCCGGCAAGUUCCCCGCCCAAGCCCAGUGGCCGGAAGUGUGUGAGUUCUUCUUCCGGGACAGCCAAGCCCCGGGGUCUAGGCACCGGCGGAGCCAGUCCCUGGCCCCAGCCCCGCAAGCCACGCCCGGACCAGCCCCUCUGCCUGGAGACCCCAUGCCCAUCUCCAUCCCUGAGGUCUAUGAACACUUCCUUGGGGAGGACACGUCGGGGGGCGUGCCGGGGCUGGCCGCUCCUCUCCAACUGCAGGACGCAGAGGCCCCCACGUCGGCGCCCCCGGGAGCAGAGCCGGCCGCAGCAGAGCAGCUCGACCUGGUGCUCAGGCCAGCAGAAAAGCCCCAGGGACCCCUCACCUCGCUGACCUUCAGCCAGAACGACAUGUGCCUGGUGUUCGUGGCCUUUGCCACCUGGGCUGUGAGGACGUCAGACCUGCACACCCCCGACGCCUGGAAAACAGUCUUGCUGGCCAACAUCGGCACCAUCUCCGCCAUCCGCUACUUCCGCCGGCAGGCGCGGCGCGGGCGCCACGGCCCCAGGCCCAGCCCCAGCCCCAGCCCCAGCCCCAGCCCCAGUCCCAGCCCCAGCCCCAGCUCCUAGGACCCACGCUCGGCAGGACAAGGAAGUGGCCACAGGCGCUCAGGACGAGGCGCUGCCCUCUGACCCUUGCACCCUUCGGCGGCAUCUAGGAAGGGGCCCGUGUCUUCAGUCCUGGCUUCCGUGGACUCCACCCCUGGCUCAGGCCAGUGGCCCAAGCCCGGUCUGUGCUCCAUGCCUGGGGGGGAGGUUUGGCAGGUGGGGUGGCUGGGGCUGCGCAGGGAGCUGGUUAGGGAGGUGGGCAUAGUUGCAGAUAAAGACAGGGCAUCCGGCAGAAGCGGAAUUUGAGACAG